Messenger RNA from Paracoccidioides brasiliensis Pb18, 1542 nucleotides. RefSeq lists its product as uncharacterized. Bases 1 to 1542 code for a protein of 513 amino acids. Gene Ontology annotation, biological process: glucosylceramide biosynthetic process. Gene Ontology annotation, molecular function: ceramide glucosyltransferase activity. The record is from RefSeq and is a predicted model, not a curated record. Gene Ontology annotation, cellular component: membrane. The transcript has a single exon.
AUGAUCCGCCCGGUCAAAGGCCUCGAGCCCUACCUCUACGAAUGUCUGGCCUCUAGCUUCCGUCAGGACUAUCCUAAGGAUAAGCUUACAAUCUAUUUUUGCGUUGCAACAAUAUGCGAUCCGGCAUAUCCGAUUUUGGAAAGGUUACUGGAGGACUUUCCAGACGCAGAUGCCCGGAUAUUCAUUGAGGAGGAAGAUGGGGACAUUGGCCAACUCGGUCCCAACCCGAAACUCAGGAAUAUGAGUCGUGCAUAUCACAAUGCUAAAAGCGAUAUCGUGUGGAUUGUGGAUUGUAAUGUGUGGGUAGGAAAGGGCGUCUGCGGUAGGAUGGUGGAUAGACUGUGUGGGAUCGUCGCGGACGAUGGCACCGUCUAUAAACAGUACAGAUUGGUCCAUCAGAUGCCCAUCGCGGUCGACGUAGGAAGCGAGGAGCAGGAAAUGCAUAAUUCGGAAGAGCCAAAUAUUUUGCCUCAUCAGGACUACAACGAUAUUACUCUCUCGAGGGCAACUACGGAGACAAGGAAUUACGAACAGGUAUCUUCCAUCUCAGCCGUGGGCGGAGGCCGCCUGGAGGAACUUUUCCUCUCUUCCUCCCACGCAAAAUUCUACUCCGCAAUCAACACCAUAGUCAUCGCCCCUUGCGUAGUUGGUAAAUCUACCAUGUUUCGCCGGUCACACCUGAACUACCUCACGUCCCCUUCUGUCUCAAAACCCCGCAGUGCUCAACAGCGACGACCGGGAAUCGACUACUUCUCCGACAACAUCUGUGAAGACUAUCUCAUAAGUGACUAUCUUUUCAAGGGGAAAUUCCAGGACAAAGCAGGCGAGAUAUGGGGUAGACAACGUUUGGUCUACGGUGACCUCGCCAUCCAACCCGUAACCAACAUGAGUGUCAAAGCCUAUAUCCACCGCCGUAUCCGCUGGCUCCGUGUUCGAAAAUUUACCGUUCUACUGGCAACCCUCGUCGAGCCGGGAACCGAAUCAUUCCUCUGCUCCACCUAUCUCGCGUUCGCUCUAACCACACUCCUGCCCCGUCUAUUCCCGCAAUAUUCAGGCUCUCUAAGUUCGUGGGGCACAUUCGCCGUAAUCUGGCUCAUCAGUAUCACCUACUGGGCUACCAUUGACUGGCUCUUGUAUAUAAAGCUGCAUUCCGCCGCCACCGUCGAAGUAGACGAGCACACGCCGCCCUUUGCGCUUCCACCGUCCAGAUUUCCGCGGCGUAGUAUUUUUGGCGCCAAGCGCCAGUUCCAUGAGUGGUUCCUUGCUUGGUUGGGCAGAGAGACAUUGGCUCUACCUAUAUGGCUCUGCGCUUUCUAUGGUGGAUCAACUGUUGUUUGGAAGGAUCACAAAUUCUCUGUUGGGAUGGAUCUGAUUGCGAAGGAGAUCAAGGGAAAAGAGCCUCAGAGCACCGACUCAAAGGGUAACGGUGUUCCUGGAGGCAGCAAUGGCACCACGGGACUACAUACCAAGAGCCGGAGGAGCGGCUACGUUGCUACUGGGUUAGUUCAGAGGACGAGGAUGUGCGGCAGCGGAUUAUCCUAA